This is a messenger RNA of Quercus lobata, 672 nucleotides long. RefSeq lists its product as uncharacterized. The transcript has a single exon. Bases 1 to 672 code for a protein of 223 amino acids. NCBI's taxonomy places the organism in Eukaryota, Viridiplantae, Streptophyta, Magnoliopsida, Fagales, Fagaceae. The record is from RefSeq and is a predicted model, not a curated record.
AUGAAAGAUCUAUCAAGGUGUUGGGAAAACUUAGCACUAACAGAGAAAGAGGGUCUGAAGUUUAGUUUGCCCGAGUCAGAAGUAGCUGAAGGAUUUGUUGUUGCAGCUAAGUUCUUCACAAAGAGGAAAAUCAAUUUAGAAGCGGUGGCAAGAAUGCUUAGGUCGUUUUGGAAAGCAGAGCGGGGUUUUGAAAUUAGGGAUUUGGGGGAAAAUAAAGCUCUAUUCAUUUUCAACGAUGAAAUAGACAUGGAUAGAGUGUUGAUGCUCAGUCCAUGGACAUUUGACAAGUACCUAGUAGCUCUACACAAGCUAGAAACUGAUGAACAGGUGAAGACAGUGAAUUUCAACAAGGCAAGUUUUUGGGUGCAGAUCCACGACCUCCCUCCUAGGAGAAUGACAAAGGAUGUUGGUGUAUCUAUAGGAAAAACAUUGGGAGAGGUUGAGGAUGUGGAUAUGGGAGAAGGGAAGGCUCUGGGAAGAUGUAUUAGAUUCAGGGUCAAAUUAGAUCUUUCUCAGCCGCUGUGUCAUGGAAGAUUGGUGAGUUUUGGGAGCCAAGAAUCCCUUUGGGUUAAUUUCAUGUAUGAAAGGUUGCCCAUUUUUUGUUAUUGGUGUGGCAAACUGAAUCAUGAUGACAAGGAUUAUGUUUUUGGAUCAAUAGUAAAGGAAGCCUGA